This is a messenger RNA of Monomorium pharaonis (pharaoh ant), 4056 nucleotides long. Its product is annotated as collagen alpha-1(I) chain. The transcript is spliced from 3 exons. Gene Ontology annotation, molecular function: chitin binding. Lineage: Eukaryota; Metazoa; Arthropoda; Insecta; Hymenoptera; Formicidae. Bases 1400 to 3727 code for a protein of 775 amino acids. Gene Ontology annotation, cellular component: extracellular region. The record is from RefSeq and is a predicted model, not a curated record.
AAUUGUUUAUUAAGAAAAACAUCACAUACAUUUUUUAGGUUUGUAUUUUUUUGUUUAAACAAACGAGUAUUAGCACAGAAAUUGCCCGAAUAAGCCGUAUUAUAAUUGCAACAUAAGUUAUAGGAGAUCAGUGCGGAAGCGAUGUCCUCAUCGCACCUAUGAUUUUUAAGAGUACAAAAGUACGUCCCGCGCGAAAGGAUCCAUCCCAUCGCCAUCCGCGGUUUCGCGGUGCUUCCCCACCUUGCAUCCCGAGGAACAGAGGAAAAAAGGGGGCUGCUCGAUCCGGAGGAGGUCGAAGGAUGAGCGCGGGAGCUCAUCCCUGGUGGGGGCGUAUCAGCACUCGGGGUGCUACCCAAGGAUAUAUAUGCCGAUGAAGUUACUUCCACCAUCAGUCACUGUCUUGACUUACCUCAGCACUGCGGUGUGUUUUAUAUACGUACGGAUCGGUUGGGUGAGUCUACACGACACCACUUCAUCCCCCUAAUGGCACCCACGAUCGCGCUUUUGUCCGCCGCUCGACUUUGCGAGUUCUCCCGUCUGCCGCACGAAUCGGAUCCCUUUUUUUUUUUCGGUUACGACCCGAGUGUUCAACCCCGAGAACCGAGUUCGUUAUUACAUUUUUCCUGUCUAAUGCAUCUGUGCGCGCAUAUCCCAACGUGGCACCGAUAACACGCACGAAUGACCCGACGAAGGUCCCGAGUUUUCCGUGCGCAAUACUCGGGGAUCGAACGAAGAACGAACGCAGUGUAUUAAAGCAAAAGACGGUCAGUGAUUUCCAUUCGAGCGUUUCUCGGCAUUCCAUUUUUUUGUAAAUAUGUUCAACAUUAAGCCCUUGUAUACAAAAAUGGGCGACGUAAGUUAUAAUAGUAAGAGCAAGCGUGCAUGCUCAACCAAGUAAUUUACAACAUAAGGAACAUAAAAAAAAUAUCAAAAUUCUUUCCUUUUAGCAUUGCAAACCACACGCUAUCACAUUAAAUAUCUGUAUGUAUUUAUAAUUUCAAUAAAGUAUUCAUAUUUUACAAAAAAAGAUUUUAUGAAGAAAUAUUCAUUAAUUUUAAUGUUUAAAGCCUUUAUUAUUUAUCGUUUAAGCUUCCGAUUUAAUAUUCGCAUAAAAAUCAAUCAAUGUAAUGUAAGUGUGCAAAGGUUUUAUUAUAUUUCAUUAUCAUUAUAUUUUAACAACAAAUAAUAAAAAAUUUUAGAUAAAAUUUAAUUGUGGCCAGAAUAUAUUUUUAAAAUUAUUGCCAAUUAUAAUAAUUUUGAUGCUUUAAUGUUCAUUUUUUGAAACAUCCCUAAACACUAACUACGUACCUAUAACUACUAACAUAUAAAACAGAUGAAUCGAUGAUUGCAUUAUCUUUUCAGACUCGCCCACUCCUUGAGGGUGCUUGCGCCAGCAAACAUGCGGCUACGCUUGCUCUGUAUCGUUUUGCUGGCUGUCACUCGUACAGCUCUAUCACAGGCUGAUGAGGGAUAUAAUUACCCUAGGCCAACAAACCAGCUUAUACCAGGUACUUCAGGUGGAGAACCCGGUACAAGACCAGGAGGAUUUCCAAGUUCCCCCGGAGGAUAUCCUGGUGGUCCAGGUGCACCUGGAGGCCCAGUAGGACCAGGAGCUCCUGGUGGACAACCUGGAAGACCAAAUGGUUAUCCAUCAGGACCAUCAGGUUUUCCAGGACGUCCAGGAGGUACUCAACCAGGAGGACAGCAGCCUAGUUUUCCAUCAGGUCAAGGACCUUCCGGUGGAUAUCCUAGCGGACGACCAUCAAUUCCGUUUCCGAGCGGUGAACCAACAGGAAGACCAGGAACAGGUCCCGGUACACCAGGUGGACGACCAGAGGGGUUUCCAACAGGACCAAGCGGUGAAUAUCCUAGUGGAAGACCUGGGCAAGCACCAGGAGGGUUUCCAAGUGGACAAAGACCUUCUGGAUACCCGAGUGGUGGGCCCGGACAAGAAAAACCAGAAGGUCCUGGUUAUCCCAAUGGUCGGCCAGGAGGACAAGGGCCAAAUGGAGGAUAUCCCGGCGGACAAGCUCCUGGAGGUUAUCCUGGUGAAGUACAGAAGCCUAGUGGCCCGGGAAGUGGAUAUCCUAUUGGAAGGCCAGGAACUGGCUAUCCUGGAGGUACUCAAAGACCUGGUGGUGGUCCAGGUCCUCAAGGACCAGGCGGUUAUCCAGGACCAGAUCAGCAAGGACCAGGUAAACCAUCUACUGGUUUUCCUAGUACUAGACCAGGAGGGCAAAGACCAGGAGGGUACCCAAGUGGUCCAGGACCGCAAGGACCAGAAGGAUAUCCAAGCGGGCCAGGUAGUUAUCCAAGUGGCCCAAGCUCACAAGGACCAGGAGGAAUUCCAGGUAGACCAGGAACGCCAGGACCAGGAGGAUUUCCAGGUGGCCCAGGAACGCAAGGACCAGGAGGAUUCCCAAGUGGUCCAAGCCCGCAAGGACCGGGCGGUUUCCCAGGUACUGGCCAUCCGGUAAGUCCUGGCGGACCCGGAGGACAUGGAGAAUACACUCCUGAAGAUGAUGGCUCAUAUGACGAAGGUGACUAUUCAGCUAUUCCUGGCGAGCCUGGUCGCGACUAUCCUAUAUACAGUGAAAUUCCGGAGACCAGUUUUCGCUGCGAUGCCCAACAAUUUCCUGGUUAUUAUGCCGACGUAGAAGCCCAGUGCCAAGUUUUUCACAUAUGUGCCAACAAUAAGACUUACGAUUUCCUUUGUCCGAACGGAACAAUUUUCCAUCAACAAUUUUUCGUUUGUGUAUGGUGGAAUCAAUUCGACUGUAACUCUGCGCCAAGCCUUUAUAAUUUAAAUGAAAAUCUUUAUGACUAUACCAUAAUGGGAACACAAGGUCAAAGACCUUCAGGACCUGUGGGACCUUCCGGACCUAGUACUUAUCCAGGAGGUCCAGGUACGCCUAGUGGACCAAGUGGUCCAGGAGGUUCGCAACGUCCUGGUGGUCCAGGUUAUCCAGGAGAGCUUCAAGCCCCGAGUGGUUAUCCAGGAGGACCUCAAGGUCCAUCGGGACCAAGCGGUUAUCCAGGAGGACCUCAAGGUCCGUCAGGACCAAGUGGUUAUCCCGGAGGACCUCAAGGGCCAUCAGGACCUCAAGGUCCGUCAGGACCGAGCGGUUAUCCAGGGAGACCCUCAGGUCCUUCAGGACCAAGUGGUCCUCAAGGUCCAACAAACGGUUUUCCUGGACGACCAUCCGGUCCAGGACCACAAAAUCCAUCUGGUCGACCAGGACCCGGAUAUUUAGGUCCGUCAGCUGGUCCGUCCGGACCUAGUACUUAUCCAGGAGGCCCAGGCGCUCCUAGUGGUCCAAGUUAUCCAGGAGGUCCGCAACGCCCUGGUGGUCCAGGACCUCAAGGACCAAGCGGGCCAGGAUAUCCUGGACGACCUUCUGGACCUUCUGGACCAUCGACAAGACCUCAAGGACCUAGUGGUCCGAGUUACCCGGGAUCAGGUGGACCAUCUCCAGGAUAUCCAGGACAACCGCAAGGACCAACUGGUCCGCAGGGUCCAAGCGGCUUCCCGAGUGCACCCGGUGGUCGUCCACAAGGUCCUAGUGGUCCAGGCGGAUAUCCUAGCGGUAGACCAAGCGGUCCAUCGUUUCCAAGUGGUCCUUCUGGACCAGGAGGUAUCCCUGGAAAACCCGAGACGGGUUCGCCAUUCCAGCCGCAAGGCCCUGCGAAGCCGGAUCGUGAGUACUUGCCGCCGCGGAUUGGAUAAACAUGAAGAUAAACUUUCAGUCGGCAUCUAACAAUAAUUCCCAUCAUUGUUAGUGCCAAAUGACACUGGAGUGUAAAUACGAGCCUCUAUUCUUGCGUAAUCUAAGUGAUAUCGAUUAUUCGUAUUGCAUUUAUUUUUACGUAUAGAAAAUUCGAUUAUUAUGCUUUACCGUUUUCUAUCCUUUACUCAUCCUUUCUGCAAGGUUUCCACGCAUGUAAUUGAUAUCGUCGCUUACAUGUGCUUCCAAUUAACUUACUAAUAAAAUAUAUAUUUAUAAAAUAUAUAUACAUGCAAAAUAUAUAAAACAUAUUUUGAGAUUAUCAUUAAUA